Diaporthe citri is the source of this 1305-nucleotide messenger RNA. RefSeq lists its product as uncharacterized. The transcript has a single exon. The record is from RefSeq and is a predicted model, not a curated record. The coding region runs from base 1 to 1305 and encodes 434 amino acids. NCBI's taxonomy places the organism in Eukaryota, Fungi, Ascomycota, Sordariomycetes, Diaporthales, Diaporthaceae.
AUGGGCAACACACUCUCAAUCCUUACCAACAAGACAUUUGUUGGCUAUGCCACCCUUCUUGUCGUCGUUGGCGUCAUCGGCAUCACCCAGCACAAUGCCAAGCAGGCCAAGCAGCAGAAGAUAGCUUCGCAGAAGCAGCGCGUGCAGGACUCUCGAGAGCAGCCCAAGAAGGAGAACAAGGCCAAGAGACAACGGAUGGAAAGCUUCGCUUCCGAAUCCUCCAAACAGCCUCAGCCCAAAGCCCAGACCAAGUCGUAUGCCGCGGCCACCCAGUCCAAGGCCAAGGACUACAGCUCCGACGACGGGGUUGACAACCGCGAGUUUGCCAAGCAGAUGGCACAGAACAAGAAGAACAAGUUUGCGCCCAAGGUCAACAAUGAGCAGAAGCAGAAGUCGGUCAAACAGUCCAAGGCCAAGGACAUCAGCAACGAGACACCCGCAGACAACGGCAAGGCCUCGGCCCCUUCUGCCCCGUCUUCCACAGCCGGAAUUGAUGGCGAUGACGACCAAUCCUCUGCCGCUUCCCCCAUUGUUUCUGCCGCCGACCCUACGGGCAUCUCCGACAUGCUUGAGCAGCCUACCUCAGGUCCCUCUGUUCUCCGACUGACCGACACGGCCGAGAAGCAGCAGAAGCCCAGGCAGUCCAAGUCGCCACAACCCACAGAGACCAAGAAGCAGAGGCAGAACCGCCAGAAGGUCGAGAGGGCCAAGGCUCAGCGCGAGGAGGAUGAGAAGGCCCGCAAGACCCUGAUGGAGGCCCAGCGACGCACAGCCAGGGAGGCCGAGGGCAGAGCCGCCAAGGAUGGCUCGACAUUCACGGCUGCGCCGAAGUCCUCUGCAUGGACCGGGAACCAAGUCAACGACAAGUCUAGCCAGGCUGCUGCCCCAGCAUCUGUGCAACCGCUGGACACGUUCGACAACACUCCGAAGGCCAGUGCCGCCACUCCGGCAGCCCCCGCGCAAAAGAAGGAGAACGCCAAGCAGAACGGCGGCAAGACGAGUUGGGCAGACAUUCCUUACUCCGAGGAGGAGCAGCUGGAGAUGCUGAAGAAGGAGUCUGAGGAGUGGGUCCCCGUCUCCAAGUCUCGCAAGAAGAAGGCCAAGAACACGAAUGCCGUCAGCGAGACCGAUGAGUCCGCCGCGGAGAACCACGCAGCGCAAGCCGGUAACAAGCCUGCCUCCAAGGCGACUGACAUCAAAGGUCGGCCCAAGCCGCAGACCUUACCUUCACAGUCGUCUUUCGCUGCACUGUCUGAUGACGGUGCCAAUCUUGCUGAAGAGCAGGAGCAGGAGUGGGAUGUGUGA